CGUUCAAGAAGAAGACGAAAACGGUAGCAAACAAACAAAUCCUAGCAGAAAACAGCGAAUUUAGCAGGAGAAAAGUGGAGGUUUUAUCUCCGCCGGGUUUUCGUUGGAUAGAUUAGUUCUUGUUUUUAACGAAAUAUUUGUAUACGGGCCUUAAAAGGGAGAGAACAAAUGAACCUGUUAUCUAACAUUUGCUAACUCUAGCCAAGCGUCGGCUAGCCUCAAGUUAAUCCUUUUCGUGUGUUUUAUUUUCUGUUGGAAGUGUAUUUAUAAGAUUAUAAACGGUUUGAACUGUAUAGCAAGAACUGCCCGCUUAAUUAAAUGAUUAGUUAAACGUCUGGAGUUUCGAUUUCUUCCAACUGAGUUCAGAUAUAAACAGAGAAAUCCGUUGCACUGAAAGCAUCCCAGGAUGGCCCACCUCGGUGUCUGGCCUAAGUGGACUCAGCUGAGUGUCUUUUUAUUGGUCUUCUCCUGCGUGUGUGUUCCCUCACCAACACAUGCAUAUAUAUUUGUUCAUUUCUACAAUAUGACCUCCAUGUUAUUUGAGGACCUACCUGCUUUGUUUGGACCUCCUCUUCCUGAGGAGGGAUUAAUGGGUCUUUUGGUGGUAUCCCGUCCGCUCAAUGGUUGUACGACGAUGGAUCCUCCUCCUCCACUGCCAACAAACUAUGAUGCCAACACCACUAAAUUUAUCGCUCUCAUUAGGCGAUAUGAAUGCAACUUUGAUAUAAAGGUUCUUAAUGCACAGAAAGCUGGGUACAGUGCAGCAAUCGUUCACAACACCAACUCAGACAUUCUUCUCAAUAUGAACUCCAGUAAUGAAACGAUUGCAGGGCAGAUUGAAAUCCCCUCUGUGUUCACCAGCGACCGUGCUGCAAAAUUGCUCAAGACUGUCCUUCAUGAACCUGGAGCCUAUGUGAUACUGAAGCCCGAGUUCACUUUUCCACUUUCAUAUUACCUGAUUCCAUUUACUGGGGUGGUUGGCAUGAUUAUUCUUGUCAUGUGUGUAAUCCUGGUUAUACGAUGCGUUCAGUACAGAAAACGUAUGAGGAAAAACCGUUUGACCAAAGAGCAGCUGAAGCGCAUUCCAACUCAUAAGUUCAGGAAAGGAGAUGACUACGAUCUAUGUGCCAUCUGUCUGGAUGAGUAUGAAGAAGGAGACAAGCUGAGAGUUUUACCUUGCUCACAUGCAUAUCACUGCAAGUGCGUCGACCCAUGGCUCACCCUGACCAAGAAGACAUGCCCUGUGUGCAAACAGCGCGUUACACGAAACAACCCAGGGCACCCCGAGUCCGACUCCGAGGAGGAAACCGGUGGUCCGAGAGAGGAGGAGGAGCAGGCAGCAGAGGGGACGGGGGACUCUGAGCGCACUCCUUUGCUCCGCCCGUCCACGCCUAGCUCUCCUCCUGGGAACCCAGGAGCCUACUCAGCCACCACCACCACUGCCCAGUGCCUUGUCUCUCCGCCGCACCCUGACUCCCCCAUCCGGAGCUACGAAGGUUACUACUCCCCACAAGAAGACACAGAGUCUGAGAGUAGUGACGGGGGAGAGGAUCAGCACUACAGUGACAGCGACACGGCUCAGCUAAUUGGCAGGAAGGACCUGGUGGUGUGAACCUUUUGGCAAAAAAAGCCAGUUUUACUCCGAAAGGAAGAAAAGCAAACGGGGAGGGAAGUUUCGCCAUUUUAAGUGUGCCGAUUUAGCGUGCUGUUGCUGUUUGGAUUAUUAUCACACUUCUAAACAAUUUCCACAUUUGUCAUUUUCUAACAAAUGUUUUUUCCACUUAUCAGAGGGAGACUUAUUUUGAAAGUUAAGGCAGUAAAUCUGUUUCACCAAAGUAAAUUUUAAGCUAUUCCCCUCACAUAGACAUGGUAACCCUUACUCUCACUCUGCCCGCCCACUUCCUGUCUGAUUCUGUGACUUUAUUACACUACAGGACCUGAUCACUAAAGCCGCCCCAUUGUAGGUCUGACCAAAGCUAAUCUGGUUGAAGUGGUUUAGGGAGGAAUCCUGCUGAGGUUGGAAUGGGUGGGGGUGUCUUCUCGCUUUUACUUUUGUUAAGGAAGAAUAAAUGUUUCUCGUUUCGAUGAUAAAAUCCACUAUUCUAGAACGUCUGAAAGCUUUUAUACCUUGAUGUUGGCAUUGCUCUGUGGGCAGUUUUUGGUUUGAUCCCAUUUAUUGAUUUUGAGUGAACUCAGGUUUAUUUCACAGUUAAAGGUCAGUGAGAAUCUGAAGUGAAAAACCAAGUGCAAAAAAAAAAAGAACGGAUGGGUUUCAGUUAUAAUUUUUGUUUUCUUUGCUUCUUUUACUUCUUUAUUUUCAGUUUUUACAUACGUACAGAUUGAGCAUUAAAACGCAUUGCCUUACAUUGGCCUUGAUGUUCAUGUUAAAUGUUCGCUAAUCGAGUAGUCGAGGUAGACACUCCUUCCUCAGUUUUAGUUUGAUUUUUCUUGUUGAAUUGUGUCUUGUUUCAUGGUGUAAUAACUUGUUUCCUGUUUUUGUUUUUUUAAGUGGAGGGAGUUUGUUUCUGUGGAAAGAUUGUUUUAUUUGUACCCUAACAUCAGAUAGAUCAGGGCUAAACUAAGGCUGGUUAUGCUCUUUUUAAUACGGCCUGUUUAGUGUCAUUUGUGUGAAAAACACAAAUGGGACGUUUUAGAAGGUUUUGACCGUACUGUUUUAAUGCUUAAAUAAGAAAAAAAGGACCAUCUUUAACAUGAGCUCUGAAGUUGAAAAGUAUUGACUACUGUUAAAAUUUGCUGAUCUGUGUGACUCUAAAAUCGAAUAAACAGGGUUUUUUUUUUUUUUUUUUUAAACCAUUUCGCUUUUAACAAGCUGUUCAUACAUGUACAUUAGGAUUUAUGAUUUUUCUAUUGAGGAAGAGUGCAAUUAUUGUAUUAUUUGAUUUAAUGCAUCAUAAAAUACUAAAUAUGAUGGAGAAAUGAUUGGGAUUAUCAUCUUGUCAGCAGGGGUUGAAGGUGCAUCACUAAAAAUGUGGAUUACUAGAAUUCCUUCCUUCACAUUUUUCUGCCAGUGAGCCUCCCCACGUUGUCAAGGAUUGAUCUGGAUCUGUUCGCAAUAGAAGGACUCUUUUCAUAUUUACAAAUUGCUUUGAAUUUAUAUUUUGUACUGUAGUUUUUUUUCUAUAUCUGAGCUUUAGUCUGUUAAUGGAAACAAAUGGAAAUGUAAAAUCAUUUAAAACUCAAUUAUCACACGUUUUUAUUUUAAAUUUUUUUUUUAGAAUGUGCCUGAGUUAUCAGACAUUACAUGUACAGUCUGUAAAGACUCAUAGAAGGUAAGAUUAAAUGUCUUUAUUGUGAACGAUUUAAAAGAAUUUAAAUGGGAUGUGUUGCCAUAAUUUGCUGGAAAAGGAAAGUUGAUGUGAUUUCUCUCUACAGAUGCUCAUUGACACAUGAUUCUUGAUAAUAAA
This is a messenger RNA of Cyprinodon variegatus (sheepshead minnow), 3425 nucleotides long. RefSeq names its product E3 ubiquitin-protein ligase RNF167-like (gene rnf167). Gene Ontology annotation, cellular component: cytoplasm; nucleoplasm. The record is from RefSeq and is a predicted model, not a curated record. The coding region runs from base 407 to 1612 and encodes 401 amino acids. Lineage: Eukaryota; Metazoa; Chordata; Actinopteri; Cyprinodontiformes; Cyprinodontidae. Gene Ontology annotation, biological process: positive regulation of DNA-templated transcription; ubiquitin-dependent protein catabolic process; protein ubiquitination. The transcript has 10 exons. Gene Ontology annotation, molecular function: ubiquitin protein ligase activity.